AACGAUACUAAUAAUAUGUCAGUUAUCGUUCCUUUAGUUGUCCUCAAACAUUCUGGCGAGUUUCAGCAUAUUUGGAGAACGGCUGCACGGACUGCCCGCAAAAUGGGGCUGGUUCGGUUCAACGCCCCAACAGCUCAACCGCGCUUCCUCAUCCUUCCAGUUCCUUCAUCUCCAACCCUUUGAAUCAUCAAUUCUUGCAAACGAGCCUGCAAAAUGGAACCCAUCGGAACAAAUAUCCAUCUCCGCAUUCCACCCACACCGCCAACAUCGCUGAUAAUCCUGUGCACUUGGCUUGGAGGCGCAUCGCCCCGACGCAUCGCCAAAUACACCGAUGGCUAUGCCAGCCAUUUCCCCAGCGCCGCAAUCCUGCUAAUCACCACCACUCUAUCGGACAUCACGCUUCGCUCAUUCAGCGCAAUCCGGAGCCGUCUUGCUCCCGCGCGAGAGAAAAUCGCCCAUUUCAUCCACCCCAGCUCUGGCUCACCUAUUCCAAUCCUGCUGCAUAUCUUCUCCCACGGUGGGAGUAAUACAGCGACUCAGCUUGUGCAGUCAAUUAAAGCGGACGAUCCAGCCGCACAUACAGCCUUCAUCUCAGCGCUGAAAUUGGUUAUAUUCGACUGCUGUCCUGGGGACAGUUCGCUUCUGCGAAGUUACAACGCUGCCGCUGUUUCUCUGCCUUCGCCGACUGAACAGCCCAUCGCGCAUUUCGUAGGGAAAUCCGUGCUCUACCCGGCCAUUGGGACGAUUUCGGCCUUGCAGGCAGUGGGUGCGAUGCGUAGUGUCGAGGAUUUAAGAACCGAGUUGAAUGAUCCGGGUUUAUUUGGUAAAUCUGCGCGACGGUUCUAUCUGUACUCGCGUGAGGAUGAGAUGGUGCGAUGGCAGGAUGUGGAGCGGCAUCUGCGUGAAGGGCGGGAGAAGGGAUUUGUGGCUGAUGGAGUUCGGUUUGAGACGGGGCCGCACUGUGCACUUGCCAUGGUUGAUGAGGAGCGGUAUUGGACUUCGGUUCAACGGGCGUGGGAGGGGACAAUCCCGAGUCGGUUGUAAUAUAACCUCUGGACUGUUUUGUAUAGACAAUAAAUUCUGCCUCAGGCAAACAUUCUUUGCCAUAUCAGGUUAGACUUCAGGGGCACUGAAAUCGCU
Messenger RNA from Aspergillus versicolor CBS 583.65, 1140 nucleotides. Its product is annotated as TMEM53 family protein. The transcript has a single exon. The record is from RefSeq and is a predicted model, not a curated record. The coding region runs from base 214 to 1044 and encodes 276 amino acids. NCBI's taxonomy places the organism in Eukaryota, Fungi, Ascomycota, Eurotiomycetes, Eurotiales, Aspergillaceae.